This is a messenger RNA of Paramecium pentaurelia, 2883 nucleotides long. The record is from the annotation of a GenBank genome assembly. Lineage: Eukaryota; Ciliophora; Oligohymenophorea; Peniculida; Parameciidae.
AUGUUUGGCAAGAUUAUCUAAGCAGAGAUUAUCAAGACGAACCAAAAAGUGUAAUUUAAAAUAUCUCAAUUUACGAACAAUGAAGAGAUUGACUAAAAGAUUAUUAAAAACUUUAUCAAAGAAGUAGAUAUUGAUUUGGUACACAUUACUAAUCUACCUAUCUUAACAUAAUUAACAGUUGAAUAUAACAGAAUGAUGGGAAACAAUUAAACAUACAGUAUAGAAAAUGUUUAAAAUUGGAUUAAAUCAAGUGAAUUGAUUGAGCUCACUUAUGCAUUAAGAUGGGUAUAUGAAAAAUCUUCAGAAAAAGAAAGAGAAGAGAUUGAUAUUUAUUUUGAUACUAAUGAUGAAAUUCUAAAGAAGAUAGUGCUUUUAAAUAUAUGUUUGGAAUAGAAAAAAGAAAUUUCAAUAUCUAAUUUAAUUGAAUUAGUUAGUGAUAAUACAGAAAUUUUAUAUGGUUUGUCUUUAUAUCUGUAAAAAAUAAUAGAAACCCAACAAGACUUUUAAAAAUAUGUCCCUUUACUUUUGCAAAUGAUUUAAUAAGGUGAUAAAACAGCAAUUAAUUAAUUAAUCAUAGUUGAAUUAAUUGAAAAAGUUUUAACAAAAUUUUCAAAGUAGAAAAAUGAACUCUUUGAUGAAUUGAUCUUCAAUGAUUACAUCAUAUAAUAAUUAGAAUGGUAAGAAGAUUAUAAAAAUUAUACUUUAAAAGAAUUAGAAAACCCAAACUUAAGUCUAAGAAAAACAAAAUAAGCAUAUCAAUACACAAAAGAUUAAUAUGAAAUCAUAAUAUAGAAAUUUAAAAGUUAAUGGGAAGAAAAAUUAGCUAAAAUAAUCAAAUCAAAUUAGUCAGAAUAGGGAAAUUAAAUUACAAUGAGCAUGGAUGAUAUGUUUAGUUCUGCUGUAUUAGAAGAAAGCUAACAAGAGAAAUAAUUAUCUGCUGUAUUAGAAAAAAGCUAACAAGAGGAAUAAAUAUCCACUCUAAGGAGAAGAAAAACUAAAGUUAUAAGACCUAUUAAUCCAGAAUCAAUUCCAAACCCAAUUACAAAUCCUCCACCUGCCCAAUCUAGUGUUCCUCCAUCACCUUUAAUUUAGGGUCAAUCUGGGAUUUCUCCACAAUCGAAGGGUCAAUCUGGUAUUCCUCCACCUCCACUAUCUGGUGUUCCUCCACCUCCUCCUCCACAAUCCAAGGGUCAAUCUGAUGUUCCUCCACCUCCACCUUCACCUCCACCUCCACCUCCACCUCCACAACCCAAACCUCAAUCUGGCACUAAACCCAUCCCUCCUCCCCCUUAAAAAGUUUAAUAAUCUUCAGCCCCUAAAGUAGCUCAAAAAGCACCUGGUCAUCCAGAUUAUAUUAAAUUUAAUUAUCCUAUUGUUGAAAAUGAUAUUGAAGGAACUAUCUGGAAGGCUCAAUUGCAAAAUUAUUAGGUUAAAAUAAAUGAAGGAAUUCUAAAAUAAUUUGAAAAGAAGUAAAAAUAAUAACAAACAGAGUAAAAAAAAGUAAUACAAAAACUAAUACAAAAAGAAGUAGUAGAGUAUCUAGAUUCUGUUUUUGGAAAUUAAAUGGGGAUAUAAUUAAAACAGAAAAUACUUCAGAAAAUCGAUUUAGAUAAUAUUUUGGAAUAGAUAAACUAACUUGAAUUUCUAAAUUAGAAUAAAGAUAAGGAAAUGAGAUUAAAUAUCGACCAUCUUAAUGAGAUUAUCGAAAAAGUAACAUAAGACAAUAUUAUAAAAAUUUAAGAUAAUAUAAUAAAAGCUAAAAAAAGUAGUUAAGCAUAUGUAAAAAAAAGACUAGAAGAAGAAGACCAAUUAUAAAAGUAAGAAAAAGAAAGAUUAACAUAUCUAUCAAUAGAGGAUAGAGUAUUAGCUCUUUUUGAAUUAGAUUCAAAUGUGAAUAGUUGCUAAAAUGAUCUGUAAACUACCCUUGGCGAAUAUGAAGUUCAAAAAAUUCUUUCAUAGCUUGAACCAGAGUUAGAAUAAUAUAGAAAAACUCUUAUUACUACAGAGUCAGAAGAAUAGAAAAAUGAUAUUAUGUUACAAUUUGAAGAGGCACUUUUCAAAAAAUAAAAACUGCUUAAAUCUAAAAAGUUAUAGAUUUAAGAUAAAUUCUAAGUUCCUAAUAUUGAUCUUUUUCUCAAAUAUUUAUAUGAAAGAAAUACUAGAAAAGGAAUUUAAAUUGAAGCCUUUUAUAAAGAGCAUCUUGAUCGUAAAAUCCAUAUUGAAAAUGCAGUAACAUAAUAUAGUGAAGUGUUUGAAGAGCUGAAAAAGGAUGAAGAGUUGAUUCUGUAUUUCCAAUAUAUCAAAGAAUACGGAAAAGUGUUUAAUAAUAUUAAGGCUGAUUAGUUUGGAUUUAAAUUUGAAAAUAUAAUUGCCUUCUCAUAUAAAACAUAAUAAUUAGAAGGUAGUUAAGAAGAAUUAAUAAAAUAUAUUGUAGAACAUAUGAUUAAACAAGGUAUUCCAUUUACGGAAUUAUAAAAUACCCCAUUUAAGCAUCUUUAGACUUUAUCCUAAGAAUUUAAUGGUCUAAAUGAAAUUCAAAACUUAAUAAAACAAUAUAAAACUCACCAGAGAUUCCUUGAAACCAAUUUAUAAUCUCUAAGUCAAGAUGAAGAAAAUACUGAAUUUAUCAAAAAAGCAAAAAAAUAUGUUUCUGAAUAUAAAGAUUUUAUAUAUUAAAUGGAAACAAUCUAUUAGAAUGAUUAAAAUAAUUAUUAAUAAAUAAGAAACUUCUUUUGUGAUGAUAGGCCAAAUAUAGAAUCUCCAAUAUUCUUUGGGAAUAUAUUUUAGAUUAAAAGUUUGCUAAGAAACUAUUAUAAUCAAAUCUAAAGUGAAAUAAAAAAGAAAAAGCUAGAUUUAGCUAGAAGUAGAAGGAUUGGAGUAUGA